AUUGCAGAUUAAUAAAUUAAAGCCAUUGCUCACUUAAGAAGAUGAAUCAAAUGCCGGACUGCCUGCAUCGUCGCAAAAAAGCUCUAGACAGACUCAUUAGAGAAUUAAGUGGAACUCCUUGCGGCUCGAAUGUCCAGUGUCGCAACGAAUGUGGCGAUAAAGUCGCCGCGCGACUGAUGCGCGACUUCUGGAAUAUUCUGAAGGAAGAUCCGUCAUGUAAUUUGGCUCACGAAGUCCAAAAUCGGCUUUGCGCACGACCCUCGUCUCGCUCCUGCGAUAGUUGCUCGCAUCGGCAACACAUAGCUUGUUAUAUGGCGGGUCGUAAACGUGACGACGGUGACGAUCAGAGAAGGGACGCUCUGAACAAAGUUAAAACUUUUUGUAAGAAUAAUCCUGACCCGAAAUCAACGCCGAGAUGCUGUACAUCGCAAUCUCCGGCGCUGAGCGACAAGGACAUUAUACCGCUCACCAAAAUCCUUUGUAAUCUCAAGGAGGCGGCCUCAUUCGACAAGCAAUGCGAUGCGAAAAUAACAGCUCUUAUGGCUGCCCAAAAAGAGCUUCGAGAUCAGAUACAGAAUCUGGAGAAGAGGGAAAAUGCAGGGAUCCAAUUGCUGAAACAGGCGGACUGCAUGUGGACGUGCAUGGAAGACGCUUACAAAAAGAAAGUAGAGGAUUCGCUGGAGAGGCAGAAGACUUUGUUGGAAGAGUUAAAAGAAGUUGAGACCAGUGCAACGAAAUGGCGUAAAAACAAAAAAGAUUUAGAAUCCCAAUUGAAAAACAUUGAAAAAUGCGAAAAAGAAAUUAAGGAGAAGAUAAAUCUAAAAACGAACGAUUUGAAAUGCGUCAACAAUGAAAUUGACGAUUUCCAAAAGAGAAUCGAUAAGAACAAAAAGGAAAUUGAUGCGGCGACAAAAUCUUUGACAACGAAGAAACAAGCUUCUGACUUAAAAGUGGCUAAUUUAGCAUCAGACAUAGCGAAAAAACAAACUGUUAUAUCGGACGAAACAAAGAAUAAAGAAAAAAAAGAGAGAGAUGGUAUCAAUUUCGUGAAAGACGCACGAGAAGACCUGCAGAAGCUCUGCAGGGUUUUGCUACAGAAAAGGAUCGAAAACGAAGAUUUGAGGGCAGAGAGAGAUGCACUCAACCUCGAAAUUGAUUUACUAAACAAAUCUCAUGACGCAUGUCAAGAUAAAUGCGCUCAGAAGCAACAAUCGAUUUUAGAGGAAAUCAAAUUAACUGACCAGGAAAUCGCAAAAUACAAAACGAAAUGUGUUAAAUGCCAUCAGUGUACCGAUACUAUUGACGUCAGGAAGUAUUGCACCGACUGCCCUAGAUGCUCUGUUGAAAGGGAUUGUCUAUACGAAGACGAUAAAUGUAGGCCAGACGAUACGUUGGAUUGUGUCUGUAUGAGCGUCAAAGAGAAACUUCUAGAUAACAUAUUUGACAAUAUGUAUACCGUGCUAGAGAGGCAAGCGAAGACCGAAAAAGGAAAAGCUGUAGGUGGUGCGAUAUUGAAGUGUUUGAAAAAAAGUAGAAACGGAAAAUUGGAUGCGGCCACAAGGAAGUUGCUACAAGAUUUCGUUUUGACUACAGUUAAACAACAUUUGAACCUAACCAUUGUCGGCGGUGCUGUGAAAACUAGAUGUGAAAUGGACCCUGAAACACAUAAACAGUUGAUGCUUUGCUUGAAACAAGUUACAGUCGUUGGACCUCCUAAAGAGGAUAAAGGGACUGCUUCCAAAAAGGAGUCGUGCCGUCGCUGGGGCGGUGAAUGCAAUUGUCCGAAAGGUGGCAAAGGCUGUGUGUGUGAUAAAAUUGCUCCGCCUCUACCACCAGAAGAGCCUUCAAUUCCAGAAGGAGUAGAUAAUGCAGAAACAUGUAAAGUUUCAUUUUGUCCUCGCAAAACGUCGACCUCGUGCGGUCCCGACGUCGCCAUGCAAGCCGUACCUAGUAGAGUCGGAGCCGAGGUGGCUGCCCUAAAGCCGAACGCUUGUAAAGACUCUACUUGUGCCUAUCCGAAGAACAUGAGGGCGGCUCAGUGCGUGCUGGGGCCGGAGAUACUAAAUUCGCCAACCAAAGGCAGCAGAUUAUCAGUGCCUUUUCGACCAGAGAUUCCUGUUUUGGACGAAAAGUUCUGCGAUUGCAGUAUAUCUUCAGUCAAAUCUUGUGCCUGCAGAGAUUUAGAGAAUAGUCCACGCGAUCGUAUUAUUGAAGAAGUAAUGGGAAGGUACAUUGAGGUCCAGCCUAUAGAUAAAGUAGCCAAUGUGGGUGAGAUACAAUUUGGAGAGAUCGCGAAAGCCUCUGGUAGCUCGACGGGUUAUAUCAUUUCAAGACCGCUUUCAUCAAUGAGCAAUGAAUUCGUACCUCAAAGAGAAUUUGUACAAAACGAAAAUGUUCAACGUUAUACAACUGCAGCAGUCGAUGCUAAUAACAAAGACCAUAAUGUAGUUAAGCCAUUCCUAAAAGGCGAUUUUUAUGCAACGCCAACAAAUGAAUAUGGAAAUAAAGUAACUACGGGAAUUGCUGUACUAUUGAAUAAAGAUAAUUCAGUAAAUCGAGCUGUGCACAGAAAUACGUUGAACGAAAAAACUGAUACAACAAAUUUGACUUCUAAGGACAAAAAUGGAGAUAUCGGUGGAAAAACGGACGACAAUAUCAAGUCUUUGAUAAAUAAUAUAAUAGUUCCUGAUGGAGAAAUAUUAGAUAAUGCAAAUUUUAUGUCUCAAGUAGAGUUUGUAACCGUUGACUCUUUUGUAAGGAGAAUCGAGAUAUUGACAAAAUAUGGUCGAGACGAUUUGAGUGAUGUUACCAGAGAUGAAAUAGAAGUUGAAACACAGCUACUACAAGAACCGGAUUUGAAAUCUAAAUGAAAUUAAGUAUUUAUUAUUAAUUAUACACUGAUAUCGGAUUCAACUAAUAAGUGUAUCUCAAUAUAGUUGUCCUCAAUAGCUUUGUACUCCCACGUAAA
This is a messenger RNA of Bombyx mandarina (wild silkworm), 2968 nucleotides long. RefSeq lists its product as uncharacterized. The record is from RefSeq and is a predicted model, not a curated record. NCBI's taxonomy places the organism in Eukaryota, Metazoa, Arthropoda, Insecta, Lepidoptera, Bombycidae.